AUGGUGUCCCCUGCUAUCGCCCUGGCCUUCAUCCCUCUCCUGCUGACACUGAAUCGGUACCGUUACUACUUCGUGCUGUUCUACCGGGCGGUGCUGGUGAGGAUAUGGAGGGACUGCGUCACCGGGCAGCGAGAGGAGCGAGCCUACCAGUACGUCCUCAUGCACGCCGUCCCUGGAGACCCCGACAGCAUCCUGGACGCCUUCGAUGUUUGGUGCAGCAAGGUGGAAUACAUCAGCAACAUCGGUCCUAAGAAAGGGAAGAUCCUGGACCGGCUGCUGAUGGAGCAGAGUCCUCUCACGGUGCUCGAGUGGGGAGCCCACUGCGGGUACAGCACUGUGCGGAUGGCCCGGUCUCUGCCCAUGGGUGCCAGGAUCUACAGCAUCGAGAUGGACCAGAGAAACGCUGCCAUCGCAGAGAAGAUCAUCCCUGCGGGGUUUGAUGAUGACACGGUGGACGUGAUCGUGAAUCCAUCAGAUGAGGUGAUUCCUCAGCUGCGGUCUGACUUUGGUUUGGAGAGGCUGGAUUUUGUCUUCAUGGAUCACUGGAAGAAAUGCUACCUUCCUGAUCUGCAGAUGUUGGAGGGAUCUGGUCUGCUAGAAGGAUCCAUGAUCGUGGCCGACAACGUGCUGUUCCCCGGGGCUCCAAAAUUCCUCCGAUACCUCCGAAAGAGCGGCCUGUACGAGUGGAAGAUCCACCGGGCCACGCUGGAGUACAGCAAGGGUAUCAGAGACGGGAUGGCAGAGCUGGUGUAUCAGGGAAUCAAAUAG
Messenger RNA from Scomber japonicus (chub mackerel), 768 nucleotides. Its product is annotated as transmembrane O-methyltransferase homolog. Gene Ontology annotation, molecular function: catechol O-methyltransferase activity. Gene Ontology annotation, biological process: dopamine metabolic process; developmental process; catecholamine catabolic process. The record is from RefSeq and is a predicted model, not a curated record. Lineage: Eukaryota; Metazoa; Chordata; Actinopteri; Scombriformes; Scombridae.